Molecule: messenger RNA, 405 nt
Organism: Angiostrongylus costaricensis
Lineage: Eukaryota; Metazoa; Nematoda; Chromadorea; Rhabditida; Metastrongylidae
Source: the annotation of a GenBank genome assembly
UUAUUUCUAUGUGAAAUAGCGUCAUUCAUUCUCUUCAUUCCUGCUUUGUUUAAGGAAAAGAGCACAUUGAUGUUACCAUUCAUCAUUACACAGGUAAUACGAAUGGUUGCAUUGCUCGUAGUAAUUUUAUACUAUGUGGUGAAGUUGUUCGUGGUGGAAUCGAAUUCACGCCCUCAAUACAGCGUUCCUGCUCUUGAAUACGAUUCCACACAUAAAACUAUUUUUCUCUCUAAACUUAUUGGACAUGUGGUAUUUUUGUUUCUUGGCCACGUUUUUCUGCUAUACCUUUGUCGUCAGUCAUCGAAUCGAACUACCAACAAGGAUUAUCAUGUUGCAUGUCCUAUUCAUAACGUUAUCGUCUUGGAACAACCGAUCGAACAAGCCAUGUAUGGCAAAAAGAACUGA